AUGGGGGUUGUGAGGAGUGUGUUUGGGGUGCUUCUGGUGACUGCUGUGAUUUUAGGCCCUUGUUUAGGUAAUGUGAAAAAUGAUUUUCAUGGAUUAAAGGGUGGCAAGGGCAUGGUCAACUCUACCGCUGAAGUUUCUCGUGCUUUGGUGGGAGAUGUUGGUGUGAGUGGGACAAACUCGUCGGAAGUGUUAUUAGGUGAAAUGAAGUUCAGUGGGGGGGACGGUGGAAAAGGAGGAGGUAGUGGCGGAGGUGGAGGAAAUGGAGGAGGUGAACAUAAAGGGCGAAAAGGAAAGGGUGGAGGAAAUGGCGGUGGAGGUGGGGGUGGAGGAGGUUCAGGUGGUGGAAGAGGGGGAGGAGGAGGAGGAAAUGGACAAGGUCAUGAAUGGGGUGGAAAAAGUGGUGGAGGUGGAGGAGGUGGUGGUGGUGGUGGUGAGGGUUGGGGUUGGGGGGGAGGAAAUGGCAAUGUGAGAUGCUGGGUGUGGGGAUGUGGUAAGAAGAAGUUAGAAGAAAUUGGGUCAAAAAAUUCUAAGGGAUAA
Molecule: messenger RNA, 537 nt
Organism: Vigna radiata var. radiata (mung bean)
Lineage: Eukaryota; Viridiplantae; Streptophyta; Magnoliopsida; Fabales; Fabaceae
Product: putative glycine-rich cell wall structural protein 1
Exons: 1
Coding region: 1-537 (178 amino acids)
Source: RefSeq, a predicted model, not a curated record